Messenger RNA from Enhydra lutris kenyoni (northern sea otter), 3390 nucleotides. RefSeq names its product septin 9 (gene SEPTIN9). Gene Ontology annotation, molecular function: molecular adaptor activity; GTP binding; GTPase activity. The coding region runs from base 549 to 2252 and encodes 567 amino acids. NCBI's taxonomy places the organism in Eukaryota, Metazoa, Chordata, Mammalia, Carnivora, Mustelidae. Gene Ontology annotation, biological process: cytoskeleton-dependent cytokinesis. The transcript is spliced from 11 exons. The record is from RefSeq and is a predicted model, not a curated record. Gene Ontology annotation, cellular component: cell division site; septin ring; microtubule cytoskeleton.
UCGCCUCGUGGGCCGGGGAAAAUGAAAGACUUUGGAAGUUGCCAGGAAUUUGACUGCGAGCUGGUUUCCAAGAGGCUAAGUUAAGCUUCUCCAAGUGGAUAUUAAAAAGGAGCAGCAGGCCUGGCGGAGGGGCUGGAGGGGGUGGAGAGAAGGCCGGAAGCCGCCCGCUGCACCCUACGCCUCCGGAGCCUGCCGGCGCACAAAGCCCAGACGGGCCGGCCGGACCCGGGCUGCGGGAGCCUCGCGGCCGCCCCCGUCCCACCUCCUCUCCCGCGCGGCCUCCGGCUCUUCUCCCUCCCGAUGCACAGAGACAAUGCUACCUCAGUUUGGGGCACAAACAUAUGAUCAGCACAUGGAAAUGUGGUAAUUUGGAUGCGUUCGUGAUUGCAACAGAUUGAAGAAAUUAGACCAGACAAAGAGUGUUUUUGGAGGAGGAGGAGGAGGAGGAGGAGGCCGAAAGAGGGAGGGCGUCGGGGGUGAGAAGGGGAGGACGCCUCUGGAAAGGGGGACGCCGGGACUCCCGCCUGCUGCUAAAUAUAUCCGUAGUAAUGGAGAGAGACCGGAUCACAGCCCUGAAAAGAUCUUUUGAGGUCGAGGAGGCCGAGACGCCCAACUCCACCCCGCACCGGAGGGUCCAGACCCCUGUGCUCCGGGCCACUGUGGCCAGCUCCACCCAGAAGUUCCAGGACCUGGGAGUGAAGAACUCCGAGCCUGCAGCCCGCCAUGUAGACUCCCUCAGCCAGCGAUCCCCCAAGGCUGCCCUGCGGAGGGUUGAGCUCUCGGGGCCCAAGGCCGAGCCCGUGUCCCGGCGCACGGAGAUCUCCAUCGACAUCUCGUCCAAGCAGGUGGAGAGCGCCGGUGCCACCGGGCCGUCCCGCUUCGGGCUCAAGCGAGCAGAGGCACUGGGCCACAAGACGCCGGAGCCUGCCCCUCGGAGAACAGAGAUCACCAUAGGCAAGCCCCAGGAGUCAGCUCACAGGAGGAUGGAGAGCCCUGCCUCCAAGAUCCCCGAGAUGCCCACAGCUCCCGCUGUGGACGCAGCCCCCAAGAGGGUCGAGAUCCAGGUGCCCAAGCCAGCCGAGGGGCCCGCCUCCCCGCUCCCACCCCAGACCCUGGAGAAUUCAGAACACGCCUUGAUGUCUCAGCUGCAGAGCCGGCUGGAGCCCAAGCCCCAGCCCCCCGUGGUCGAGGCUCCCCCCAAGAGCCAAGAGGCCCCCGAGGCAGCUCCUGGCUGCGUUGGCGACAUGGCUGACACCCCCAGAGACGCCGGGCUGAAGCAGGCGCCCGCGCCCCGCAAUGAGAAGGCCCCCGCGGACUUCGGCUACGUGGGGAUCGACUCCAUCCUGGAGCAGAUGCGCAGGAAGGCAAUGAAGCAGGGCUUCGAGUUCAACAUCAUGGUGGUCGGGCAGAGCGGCUUGGGGAAGUCCACCUUGAUCAAUACCCUUUUCAAGUCCAAAAUUAGCCGGAAGUCGGUGCAGCCCACCUCGGAGGAACGUAUCCCUAAGACCAUUGAGAUCAAGUCCAUCACGCACGAUAUCGAGGAGAAGGGCGUCCGCAUGAAGCUCACAGUCAUCGACACGCCGGGCUUUGGGGACCACAUCAACAAUGAGAACUGCUGGCAGCCGAUCAUGAAGUUCAUCAACGACCAGUAUGAGAAGUACCUGCAGGAGGAGGUCAACAUCAACCGGAAGAAGCGCAUCCCGGACACGCGCGUGCACUGCUGCCUCUACUUCAUCCCCGCCACCGGCCACUCCCUCAGGCCCCUGGACAUUGAGUUCAUGAAGCGCCUCAGCAAAGUCGUCAACAUCGUCCCUGUCAUCGCUAAGGCCGACACGCUGACCCUGGAGGAGAGGGUCUACUUCAAACAGCGGAUCACCGCGGACCUGCUGUCCAACGGCAUCGACGUGUACCCCCAGAAGGAGUUUGACGAGGACCCGGAGGACCGGCUGGUGAAUGAGAAGUUCCGAGAGAUGAUCCCGUUCGCCGUGGUGGGCAGUGACCACGAGUACCAAGUGAACGGGAAGAGGAUCCUUGGCAGGAAAACCAAAUGGGGCACCAUCGAAGUCGAGAACACCACCCACUGUGAGUUUGCGUACCUUCGGGACCUCCUAAUCAGGACGCACAUGCAGAACAUCAAGGACAUUACCAGCAGCAUCCACUUCGAAGCCUACCGCGUGAAGCGCCUGCACGAGGGCAGCAACGCCAUGGCCAACGGCGUCGAGGAAAAGGGGCCCGAAGCCCAGGAGAUGUAGACCCGCCCUGCCCCCCGGGACCCGCCCCUCCCCAGCCCUUUCCAGCACCGCCCCCAGGCCCGCCCACGUGCCCCGUUUUAUUUUAUACAAUUUCCUCCACUUGCCGUCAUUCUCCACCCCUUCACACGCUGCCCAAUAGCAAGGUCACGUGCGCCCGCCUGCGUGUGCGUCCUUAGCCGCUCAGUGCGGGGCCUGGACCCGGUCCUGGGACGGGAGGGGCAGGAGGGGGGCCUCGGGCCUGGCGCCAGGCCCCAGCCUCUGAGCAAGGCAGGCCUGUGCAGGGUGGGGUGGGGGGGCCGGCCUGGCCAGCCUGGAGCCCCUUCCUGCCUGCUCCUCCCUACACGGCCCAGGCCAUAACUCAGACCCGUAACUCAGACAUCCUUCCCCCUUGCCUCCCGCCCCAGGGGCAACUAGUUAAUUCCAUGAGAUGCAAGUUGCCAAUUGCUUAGACGUGGGGAGGCCCAUCAAUGCCCGCCCGCCCGCGAGCCCGUCCUGCAGCAGAAAGUGCCUUUAUCUCAGCCGUCCACGAGCCCGCCUUCUCUCCCCCGCUGUCCCCGCAACCAGCACUGGGGACAUAUCGGAGAGAGGGAGGUGUGUCUUCAUCUCUCCAUCGCCCUCCCAUCCCCCAGGAUUCGAUUGAGCGUGCAAGGGAAGGGAAAAGAUGCCCCCCACUCUAGCCCCGCCCCGUGGUUUGGGGGAAGGUCCCAGCAGGUGAAAUCCGGUGGAGGAGCUGAGGGAAGAGGAGGUGACCAUGUGGGAAGGAGGGGACUGUGUGGGCUGGGGCUGGGCCGUUCAGAGUGGCCCAGGUAACCCCCGCGUCUGCCUGUACCGCCCCGCGUGACUGCGAGAGUGUGUCUGUCUGCCUGUCUGGAUAUCUCUGGCCUAAGAUGCUCCACCUCGGGUACACCCAUUCAGCCCUCCUGGGCCAGGUUUGGCUGAUACCUUGACCCCGGGAGCUUUUGUCACCCUAAAUAUGCCUGGGUUCCCGCACCCCAGAGCCCAUCGUAAAUACCUCCCGCCCCAAAGAGGGAGAGGUCAGGAGGCAGAUGUGCGUGGGCCCUCAUCGGGGUGCAGCCCGGGCUGGCUUCUAGCAAGGGGAGGGGAGGGGACGCAGACAGGCCUGUGCCGGGGGGGGGGG